UCAGCAGCUGUGUGUGCCGGCCGGCGGGCGUGAGGACGCGUGAGCAUUGCAGAAUGUGACAGCAAGGAUGCAGACGACCCUCCAGGACUUCUGAAACAACCGCAUUGAAUGUGACAACAAAAAUUGCAACUGUGGAAUUAUAUCAAAGAAAUGAAAUCAUUGAUGCGUAAUAUACAAAUUUCUGUGUGUUGAGUAUUUUGCGGAAACUGCGAACUUGCAAUGCAAAAGUGAAACUAAAUUAAUCGUACACGGCCUGUAGAAUAUUAUAUUAAAUACUUUACAAUAUCAGUUCAGAAAGCAACAAUGGCAUAACCACAACGAUUCAUAAAGUAGAAGCACACGAUGAAUUACUUACAGACGUUUUGAAAGUAUUUAAAUGUGUAUGGAACAUUUGGCGAGGAAUCUUAAGGCUGUUUUGUGUGUGGAUUUGUAGACAUGCGAACAAAAUUCGAAUAUUCAAUAAGAGCGAUCACAUUGUUAUAUUGCAUUCAAAACUGUGGAGUGAUUUUUAACUCAGAAUAGAAUAUUAAUUUAAAAUAGUUUUCAACAAACCACGUGGACUAUUUGGCGAAGAAAUAGAAGAAUUUCAGUAAAAUUAUAGUGAUAGAGAUUCAGUUCCUGCGAGAAGUCUUUGAAAACAUAGAAAAUGUGAUGAAAUAAUUAUAAUCUUACUGAGAUGAACUGUUAAUCCGUACGUGUUCCUUCAGUUUAGCACACGCAGAGUACAGAAACUUCCACGUCCCACAAGCGAAGACUGACACAAUGCGCUGCAGUUUAUCGCUGGUGCAGUCAAGAUGAUGUCCAAGAAGCAGUGGUUGGCGCUCCUCACGCUGUUCAUCUUGUACGUUCUGUUGGGCGCUGCUCUCUUCCACCACAUCGAAAGCAACCUGGAGGUGGAACGACGCGUACAGGAGCGCCAUGAGCGGCUCGAGAUACAGGCCCUGUUGACUGCUCACUACGUGGGGGACUCCACUAGCACCCAGGCGCACAUCAUGCAGAAACUCUCUGAGUACUGCGGGCGGCCUAUGUUCGCGCCUCACAACGGCAGCGAUGUGGAAGAUUUUGAGCCAUUCUUAUGGGACUUCUACAACUCCGUGUUCUUCGUCAUCACCGUCGUGAGUACAAUAGGUUACGGAAACUUGGCGCCCUCCUCCUCUCUGGGCCGUAUGCUCAUGAUCCUGUAUGCUCUGAUUGGGAUCCCAAUGAACGGGAUUAUGCUGGCCACCCUGGCGGAAUUCUUCAGCACCGCGCUGGUCCGCGUCCACCUGCGCUACAAGACAAAGCCUUCUGAGACUCGAGCCGGUAUGGUGGCCGAUAUUAUUCUGUACCUGAUACCUGGUUUCGUCAUUUUUAUCUUCUUGCCCACUGGCGUCUUCAUGCACUUCGAGGGCUGGACCUUCGUCGAGAGCCUUUACUACGCCUUCGUCACACUCACCACGAUCGGCUUCGGCGACUUCGUAGCAGGUCAGACGGACAAACACAGGGACAGUGAAGGUCUGUACUUGAUGUACAAAGUGAUGCUACUGGUGUGGAUCGUGUUCGGUCUGGGAUACCUCGUUAUGAUCUUGGGCUUUAUCACGCGCGCAAUGCGGUCCAAGAAAGUGGCACAACUGGAACGAAAACUCGCCACCAACCUGAGGCAGACGCAUUCCAAGCUAUGGAACACCUUCACUCGUGACGUCAGUUACCUGCGGCACGUCAUCAACGAGAUGUACGUCUUGACACUGAAGCCAAUUUACAAAGAUGAGGAAGAGAUUGGGUUCACUAUACGCACGCGCAGUAGCAGCGAGCCGAUGCUGUACGAUCUAUCGUCGCAUGAUGACGAGAUCAUCCCCGGGUUCGGGGUGUGGAGGCUGCGCGCCAACUCGGAGGCGGCGGCCGCGGGCUCGAGACCGGUCCGCGUGAUGUCCGAAUCUGACCUGGAGCGAAUCGACAAGGACGCAACGUUCAAGUCCGCCGCCGCCAAGAUUCAACCGGGCGAGCUGCUAGCCCACAUGGUUAACGCCCUAGGCGAGGAAGAGAACGGCUUGCAUGGCUUCAGUGACACAGAUAUUCUCGCUAGCGAAGAACCUAACGCUACCUGGAAUAUUGGUGGGGAGGCUAUCCCUAAACAGAGAAAGCGUGCGGCAAGCGAGGUUCGCAUCCCUAUGAAGGAGCAGCAAGACACCGCCGAGUGGACCUGGUCGGGCGAUGAGGCGUCGCGACGCGUGCACGGUCUAUUCCGGGCCGGGCUCAAGAGUCUGGUGCCUUCUGAACACACGACUCGCAGGCCCUCCAUAUUCCAGCUGGCGGCGGCUAAAAUCAAGCAGCCACUGAAGAAGCGCCACAAAUCUAAGAGCAUCGGCGACCUGUUCAUUGCCCCGGAGAAUCCUUCUGUCCCGUGUCCCCCCAUGCAUCCUGCUCUCGAAGAGACGUCACUUGCCGACUUCCUGCGUGCCGUCAGCUCGUUCCAGACGCGAGUGGCGACGCCCCCCGACUCGGCUCCGCCCCGACGCAAGGCAGGCACCGCCAGCAUGACGCCACCUGGGUCACUAAUGUCUCUAUUCACACCCCAUAACAUAGACCGGCGUAUGUCAUUGCGUCCUAUCCCGACGUCGCGGCUAAAUUAUGCUGCCUCUCGACGCGCGUCCCUGGCGUCUGUGUCCACGCCCCCACCUAUGAACCGACGCAUGUCGCUUCGCCCCGCCCCCUUAUCGCGGUUACCCCCUACCUCUUCACGACGAGGGUCUCUCCAUCCAGCGAACAGGCGCUUCUCCGUGCGUCCCGCAACAAGCACACUGCCGCCACCGUCCUCCCCGCCCCCGGCCCUGCACCUUAUGGCACCGCACCUGUUUAAAAGACAGACGAGCGAAUCGGGACACGUGAGCCGGAAGUGAACGUGACCAAGUGGCGAACCCAUCUGGAGACACAAGUGCCUGCCCCGCCUCAGGGUUAGAACACGGCAUUGAAGAGAACAACAAGACCGUAUUUCGUCAGAUUUUUUUUUGAUCAUGGAACUAUUUUCGCCUCGAAAAUUACUGCCCCCCCUCCCCGCCUGAAGGUAUUGGCUAAAAGUGUGAAAUAUAGAACCAAGGCAUGAGAGUGCAGGGCACAGCUUAAGUCAUGCAGCGUGCUGUAUGUCCGAGCGGAUCUGCGUAGCGGCAACUUACACUAGAGUUGUAUUAGAGAUGUUCUCAAUUCGGUCGGGGCACCAGGUACCCUGACUAAGCUUCUUUUGGCUUGUUUUGGACUUCAUCCAUCGUCUGGUAUGUAAAAGACAAAAGACCACGACGUUUCGGAGACUGAAUCUGUCUCCAAAACAAGCCAAAAGAAGUACAGUAUACACCAUCGUCAGAAUCAUUUCAAGUCUACCCUGACUAAGGUUUUAAUUUGUUUUCCUCAGUCCCUUGAGACUGUUACCAUGAUAGUUCCUCGACCGCUUCUUUCUAAACCCUUUCCAAUUUAACUAUCAUCCUACAACCGCUGCAACAUAAUUUAGAUACCGACAGAAUUGUAAAAUUACUUACUAAAUCAAUACAGUACGUUUUGUGCCUCACAUUUCUCGUAGAUGAGGUCCACUCUGAAAACACUUACGGUCUCUUUAUAAAGCGUUGAAUUAUUACGCUCAAGGAGACUAUACCUGAAUUGGCAUAGCUCAUAACGCAUUGCAGAAAUCUCACUUUAUAGAAAAACAGGAGUGACGGACAGCAGCUUGAUGGAGUACAGUAAUAAAGUGACCGCUUUCUGGUCCUGAUGUUCGAAAAGAUAUUCAUAAAACAGACAUUCUCCUAAUAAAUAUGAUGGAUCCGAUGGCAGGAUUAUCCGAACGCUCAUAAUGAAACGGAAUUAAAUAUUCUCAGACAUUCUUUGCACAACAGGUUAAGCAAAUGCUUCUGCGUUCCCAUUUUAUAUUUUAGUUCCAAAGGUUCUCGACAAUAUUUCGAAUUGCAAAUUUGCACUGAACUUUGUGAGGCACUAUGCUGCAAGCCGGAAGGUAGCUGGUUCGAUUCCCGAUGUGGUCAUUGGAUUUUUCAAUUGACCU
Cryptotermes secundus is the source of this 4021-nucleotide messenger RNA. It is a transcript of the gene Ork1, whose product is annotated as open rectifier potassium channel protein 1. The record is from RefSeq and is a predicted model, not a curated record. Gene Ontology annotation, cellular component: membrane. Gene Ontology annotation, biological process: stabilization of membrane potential; potassium ion transmembrane transport. The coding region runs from base 795 to 2876 and encodes 693 amino acids. The transcript is spliced from 8 exons. NCBI's taxonomy places the organism in Eukaryota, Metazoa, Arthropoda, Insecta, Blattodea, Kalotermitidae. Gene Ontology annotation, molecular function: potassium ion leak channel activity.